Messenger RNA from Falco peregrinus (peregrine falcon), 1832 nucleotides. RefSeq names its product acireductone dioxygenase 1 (gene ADI1). NCBI's taxonomy places the organism in Eukaryota, Metazoa, Chordata, Aves, Falconiformes, Falconidae. The transcript has 4 exons. The coding region runs from base 12 to 554 and encodes 180 amino acids. The record is from RefSeq and is a predicted model, not a curated record. Gene Ontology annotation, molecular function: acireductone dioxygenase [iron(II)-requiring] activity.
CCCGGCCCGCCAUGGUGCAGGCCUGGUACAUGGACGAGUCCCCGGAGGACCAGCGGGCGCCUCACCGGCUGCGGCCCAACCGCGCCGUCAGCCUGGAGCAGCUGCGCCGCCUCGGCGUCGUCUACCGCAAAUUGGACGCUGAUAACUAUGAGAGUGAUCCCUGUCUGAAAGAGAUUCGGAGAGCAGAAAAUUACUCUUGGAUGGAUAUAAUAACCAUACAUAAAGACAGGCUUCCCAAUUAUGAGGAAAAGAUAAAAACAUUUUAUGAAGAACAUUUACACCUAGACGAUGAAAUUCGCUACAUCUUAGAUGGAUCUGGCUAUUUUGAUGUUCGAGAUAAGGAUGACAAAUGGAUCCGGAUUUUCAUGGAAAAAGGAGACAUGAUAACCCUCCCUGCUGGCAUCUAUCACCGAUUUACACUGGAUGAGAACAAUUACGUGAAGGCAAUGAGACUAUUCGUUGGAGAACCCGUCUGGACAGCAUACAACAGGCCAGCUGAUGACUUUCCUGCUCGGAAACAGUAUAUGAAGUUUUUAGCUGAAGAAGCACAGUAAUGGUGUCCUAAGACCUGACAAGUGGAACACCCUGAAGGCCUGUCAAAAUAAAUGUGAUGGGUGGCUUUUCACCGAUAGACGACUUCUUUUUACAUAUGCAAUUGGAAUCACAGAGUCAUAGGAAAAUUUAAGUUGAAAGCUCAUUUGAAGGUCAUGUAGUCCAACCCCCUGCAAAGUACCAGGACAACUUUAAAGCCAGGCCAAGUUGCUCAAGUCCUUGCCUUGAGGUUUGGAAACUCCGCUGGUGGAGGUUCCACUGGGCACCUGUUCCAGCACUUAGCUGAUGUCAUGGGCAAGCAUUUGUGUCUGGCUCUGUCUUCUCCACAGUCCCUUCUCUAGUGGGAACCUAGUACGUCUCCUCUCAGCCUUCUGUUCUCCAGGCUAGACAAACCAGUGCCCUUAGCUGGGCUCUGUUCUGUUAAGCAAGAUGUUCAGCACAUUUUGUCCUGGUGUUGAACUGAGGAGUGUUACUUAUAACCACCUGACAGCUAGACUUGAACCAUUGACUGUUCUGAGCCCAAUGGUCCAGAAGUUUUUUGCCCAUCUUGUAGUUCACAUACUCAGUUCGGCUACAAGGCUACUUACUGUGGGACACACUAUUGAAAGCCUCGCUGCGGUCAAGGUGAAAAACAUCUGCUGUUUCCCUUCUGCCAGUGCCAGUCAUUGUCACUUGGUUGGCAGUCAGGAUGGUCAGGGAGAACGUGCCUUUGGUAAAUCAGUGUUGACUGGUUGCUCCCCAUCACCUGGUGUUUCAUGUGCCUGGAACAGCUUCCGUAACAGCUUACUCUGUACUUCUCCUGGGGACUGAAGUGAGGCUGACCAGCCUGUAGUUUCCCAGAUCUUCCUGCCUUUUUGAAGGUGGCAGUAUCAUUUGCCUUUUUCUGCUCAAAAAGGUUUUCUUGAUCUCUGUGACCUUUCAAAGAUGCCAACAGCCUUGCAGCGACAUUAGCUAGUUGCAUUUACAGUUGCUCAGGAAUCCAUUUUCUAACCUUUAUUUCCUUGAUAUUUCUGGCAGGUAGAAUUGGGAGAGGUGGGCUACAUGAAUAUUCAUUCUGCUCUGAAUCCAUGCUAAUGAACUAUGUAGGAUUCUGUUUUUAAUUCAAGAAAAUAAACCCUGCUUCAGUCUUGUCUAAAAAUGUUCAUAAGAUAAAUUUGCAUAAUCGGCAUUUUAGUAUGCAGCUUCCCAAGUUCUGCCCUGGUACAUAAAGCUGUGGGUUUCUCUCAGUAAAAUACAGCAAUUUGCUCUUGUGAUUUAUUAAUAAAAUUACUUUGACUUGU